AAUAUAUAUUCCUUCGUAUAAAUAGAAACCAAUGCUACAGACUUUUGAGGGUAUAAACAGAAUCUUCCUCAACUAUAGCUUUGGCAAUAUCGACACAUAGUAUAUAUGGUUUAGCUUUGCAACUCAGGUGAAUCAAAUACAAAUAGCAGAGGCAAAGCCAGUAUCAUGGUGAUGGAAGAAGAAAGAGAUUGUUGUUCAACAAUAAUAAGAAACAGAGGCAACAACAACAACGUCAACCCCAAAGAGAAUCACAAACAAGAGAAACCAUACAGAGGAAUAAGGAAGAGAAAGUGGGGAAAGUGGGUAGCAGAAAUUAGAGAACCAAACAAAAGAUCAAGAAUCUGGUUAGGUUCUUACACCACACCCGUAGCCGCCGCACGUGCUUACGACACCGCCGUUUUCUACCUAAGAGGUCCGACCGCUCGCCUUAAUUUCCCCGAAUUAUUGUUCCAAGACGACGAAGACAACAAAAACGACAACAACGGUUCUGUUCCACAAGGUAACAUGUCCGCUGAUUCAAUACGCAAGAAAGCCACCACGGUCGGUGCUAGAGUUGAUGCUCUUCAAACCGCUCUUCAAGCUUCAUCACGUUCUAGUUCUAAUCAAUUUAACUCUGAUGUUAAACCUGAUUUGAACGAGUUUCCAAAACCCGAAGAUUAUUAAUAUAAUUGAUACGGUUUAUUUUCUCUAUGUAAUCUCUGUAAUUUCCUCUACUCAGUUUCUCUUUCUGUUUCUUAGAAUUGUUAACAGAGCAUACAUAUGCAGAAAUAGAUUAUAGAAUAUGGACUUUUGUCGUAAAUUAUUGUAACCUACUUUUAUAUUUAAUUUCUGAAAAAUAUUAUGAAUAACCAUGUUUUGUUGAUUGA
Messenger RNA from Lathyrus oleraceus (garden pea), 866 nucleotides. RefSeq names its product ethylene-responsive transcription factor RAP2-1. The coding region runs from base 166 to 663 and encodes 165 amino acids. The record is from RefSeq and is a predicted model, not a curated record. NCBI's taxonomy places the organism in Eukaryota, Viridiplantae, Streptophyta, Magnoliopsida, Fabales, Fabaceae. Gene Ontology annotation, biological process: regulation of DNA-templated transcription. Gene Ontology annotation, molecular function: DNA binding; DNA-binding transcription factor activity. The transcript has a single exon.